Messenger RNA from Zasmidium cellare ATCC 36951, 1719 nucleotides. RefSeq lists its product as uncharacterized. The transcript is spliced from 2 exons. NCBI's taxonomy places the organism in Eukaryota, Fungi, Ascomycota, Dothideomycetes, Mycosphaerellales, Mycosphaerellaceae. The coding region runs from base 1 to 1719 and encodes 572 amino acids. The record is from RefSeq and is a predicted model, not a curated record.
AUGUCCGGUUUGGAAAUCGUCGGGGUCAUCUUGGGAUCAAUACCUCUCGUGAUAUCGGGACUGGAGCAUUACGCAGAUGGCGUUCGAACGAUCAAAGUCAUCUGCAAUGCCUCUCGAGAGUUCAAGAUCUUGGCACGAAAGAUGAAGGCAGAGGCGACUGUAUAUCAGAAUACGCUCAGCAUCCUGUUGAACGACUGCAUCUCCAUCGACAAGCAGGCCCACCUGCUCCGGGAUCCGACUGGUAGUGCGUGGAGUGAAGAUGUCCUGCAGAAAGCCCUCAGAGACAGGUUGCGGGACUCAUACGAGUCUUUCAUGGACCACGUCAGAAGCAUCCACCAGUCGCUCGAGGACUUCAAGAAAAGACUCCACAUUGAUGCCAAUGGCAACGGGCCUUUCGACGACGCAAAGUCAUUUCGCCAGGCGUACAAGCGCUUUCAUUUCGCGCUACAGAAGUCAGCGUAUAUGGAUUUAGUCCACGACAUCAAUUGUGAUAAUACUCACAUCCACCGCCUGACCAAACAGAGCCAGACUCUUCUCAAGUCGAGCAGACAGCGUCGUACCCCUGACUACGACAAUAUCCGAGCGGGAGCCACCAGCACAUUUGAGAUACUUCAACAUGGGCUGCAAGUAUCUUGUGGAGCACCUCAUAAGGCUAGCAUUUACCUUCGACCUCUGGGAGCGCGCGAGAGCAGGUUCGACAUUGCCAUAAGAGAGGCGGACGACACAUUUCGCAUCGUUCUGCAUCAUGACAGCAGUGCUCAAUCGCAACAGAACCCAUUGUCCUGGUCGAUUCAAGAGGCUGAGAUGCGUUUACUCGAUACGCAGGCGGCUUUGCCUGCUUGUCCAACAGCAACACCUUCUCCUUGCUUGACCCGGAAGCGCAAAGUACAGUUCGCCGAUCCAGCAGGUCCGACCAAGGCAAAGGGUGGUGCAAAGACUGCGCCUUUGCCACAACAAAAACUUGACGAGAUUCGAGACCUUUGCCACAGUAUCGACAAAAUGCGGUCCAUGCAAUGCGGCGUCUGUCUCGGCUACAUGAUAGGCGUUACAAGCCAACACCGUCAUGGUCUCUAUUGGCCCAAGGACCGCCUCCUCGACACCUCGACACUGACGGUAUCGACCCUUGCCAACAUGUUGGACCAGGGCAAGACUGGACGCAAGUUGACGAACGCGGAUGCACAUCGUCUAGCCGUCCCUUUGGCUUCUUGGAUGCUUCGACUGCACGAUACGCCGUGGCUGCUGUCCACCUGGGGCAAGAGCGAUAUCACGUUGAUACAGCAAAAUGGCAAAGUCUUGGCCGAGCACGCUUUUAUCACACAGAGCCUGAAGUCCGCCGCUCGGGCUCCAGUCGCAUCUUCGGCAGGACAAGGGGCCAUCGCCACGCUUUUGAUAAGGAAUCCAACACUCUUUGCCUUGGGCAUAGUCCUCAUCGAGCUCUGCGUGGGGCAGACAUUAGACGAACUCCAGCAACCAGACGAACUGAACGCAGACGGUACCAAGCACGAGCUCUCAGACUUCCAGACCGCUAAUCGUCUCCUUGAGAUGGGAGAAAUCAGCGACAGGUUUGGACAGCGGUGGAGCGAUGUGGUUCGACGCUGUAUUCGCUGUGACCUGAACCAGAGCAAGGUGUCACUCGAGGAUAACGCUUUUCGCUCAGCCGUACACAACGAUAUCGUGGCAGAGCUCGAGGAAGAUUAUCGGCAGUUCUUUCAUCUCUGA